This is a messenger RNA of Diaporthe amygdali, 1527 nucleotides long. RefSeq lists its product as uncharacterized. Gene Ontology annotation, molecular function: peroxidase activity. NCBI's taxonomy places the organism in Eukaryota, Fungi, Ascomycota, Sordariomycetes, Diaporthales, Diaporthaceae. The coding region runs from base 1 to 1527 and encodes 508 amino acids. The record is from RefSeq and is a predicted model, not a curated record. The transcript has 6 exons.
AUGAUCCCCAGCGAUAUCGAAGACUCCAUCCGCGGGCCCUGUCCCGGCCUCGACACCCUCCCAAAUCACGGUUUCGUCCCAUACAACGGGCGUAACAUCUCCGCCAGUGCUGCCAUCGAAGCGCAGAUGACCGCCUUCAAUUUCGACGAGCCAAGCGCGGAAGACUCUAUCGCAGGCGCGUUGUCAGUCUCCACGACGGGUCACAGCGACACGUUCAACCUGGACGACCUCUCCCGCCCUGGCGCGGACCGCGACGGCGACCUGAGCCGCAACGACAGGUAUUUCGGCGACGACAUCUCGUUCAACCAGACCAUCUGGGACAGCGUCAUGCAGCACUGGCCCGAUGCGAGGGUGACAUUCUCGCAGGCGGCUGAGGCCCGCGCCGCGAGGCUCAGGGACGCCGCGGCUGAGAACCCCCAGUUCACGCAGCCCGAGGCGGCAGUGACGGGAGCUUCACACAGCUCGCAGGCGUGCUGUUUGGUAGACGAUCUCAAGUCGCUUACGCACAACGGCCGGCGGCCAAUUGUCAACCCGAUUAAGCUCGAAACCUACCAUGGCAUCUACACAGCCCGCAACGCCGCCAACGCUUCCUCACUUGAUACUUCUCUGCAGGCACACAGCUUCAGUUCUGCCGCAGUACCUCAUCAUUCCUUCGAAAAGAUCUCCCUCGACCUGUCGCGGCUCAGCAGCGUACGAGAAGUGGCUUCCGAUAUCAGCUCGCGUGUUGCUUCUGGCCAGAUCCCCCCACUCCGCGCGAUCAUCCUCAAUGCCGGCGUUGAGGAAUCUGCGACGCAGACCUGGACUGAGGACGGGCUUGAUUUGACUUUUGCCACCAACUAUGUCGGUCAUUGGCUGCUGACUUUGAUGCUCCUCGGGAGCAUGGACCGAGACAAGGGAAGGAUCCUCUGGGUAACCAGUUGGUCCCACAAUCCACAAGAUAUGCAUAAUUCACUGAAUGGGGCUUUUGCGGAAGAGAAAUUUAAACAUUUCAUCUCUGAUGACCUCGAGCCCAUCGCCAAGGGCUCUUGGAGUGCAACCAAAGAUGACCCAACAUCUUGGGCUGCCGGGUAUAGACGCUAUGGCGCAUCCAAGCUGUGCGGUGUUAUGAUGAUUCACGAGCUUCAGGGUCGUCUGGACCAAGACCCGGUCCUGAGAAACAUCUCGGUCCUUGCUCUAGACCCCGGCGCGAUGCCUACUGGAAUCAUUCGCAACAGCGAUUCUUGGGUGUUGCGGUGGGUCAUUUUCCCGGUAGUUAUCCCCGCGAUCACAGUGUUCUGGGCUUGGCUCUGGCCGAACGGCGCCUUUCGCACCCUUGCGAAAUCCGCCCGUGACGUUCUAGCCGCUGUGCUUGCUUGCGGCCCUCCGCCACUCAGUGAACACCCAAAGGGUCUUUUUCUCAAUGGUUCAGAACAGGGUGAGUACAACACUGAGGCUCUGGACCCUGUCAAGAGAGAUGUAGUAUGGAGAGGCAGUGUGCGAUUCGCGAAACUGGUGGAGGGAGAGACUUUGCUUCAGGAAUGGAAGUAG